AUGGAGAAGCCGUCAUUUGUCACCCACCAUGAGGAAGCCCUCAACUCCCACGAGCUGAUACACAGCGUGACUGAGACCAAGGGUGCAAUUGCCGACAACAUCAAUGAGCACCAACUCACCCUGAAAGAAGUCUGGAAGAAACAUCCAGCCCUGAUCGGUUGGUCGUUUUACUGGUCGAUGUGUGCCAUUGGAUGGGGCUUCGAUGCCCAGAUCAACGGAGCUAUGAUCUCCGUCGCCUCCUUCCGCCGAGACUUCGGGUACAUCUUCGAGGGUGAAGCUGUCUUACCCGCCAGCUGGCAGACUGCGUUCAACAUGAUCAGCUCAGUUGGCAUGCUCUUCGGCGGGUUCGCCUGCAGUACGAUUGCAGAUAAGAUGGGUCGACGAGCUUCACUGCUAUGCGGCAUCUUGUUUUGCACCGGUGGCGCCUUUGGAGAGAUGUUCGCUCCUAGUAAGGGCGCCUUCCUUGCAGCGAAGCUCAUCCUAGGUGUUGGACUUGGCUUCUACCUCACGAUCGGACCUCUUGCUUGUAGUGAGAUCGCACCUGUGGUCCUCCGAGGUAUUUCUACAGCUGGUAUCAACCUAGGUAUUGCUAUUGGGCAGUUGUUAUCGAAUGCAGUCGUCAAGGGCUUCGGUGAGAGGCCCGAUCGUUGGGCAUAUGCUGCACCCUUCGCUAUUCAACUGUUCUUCUCGCUGUUCCUCUUGUGCGGCCUGCCAUGGACGCCAGAAUCUCCGUGGUAUCUCGUCCGUAACGGGAAGGAUAGUCAAGCUCUCAGUGCUUUGCAGAAAUUAUGGGGCCAAGAUACCGAUGUAAGCGAUAAACUUGCGACGCUCAAAGUCACGAUUCAAGAAGAGGAAAGCCAGAAAGAGUCGAAAUUUGUCGAUUGUUUCCGGGGCACCAAUGUCCUGCGCACUUGCAUCUCGACCGGUGUAUUCGCAUGCCAACAUUUCGUCGGCAUUGUAUUCGUGCUCGGCUACUCGACGUACUUUUUCCAACUUGCUGGGCUUGACACAAGUCGCUCUUUUGACCUGGGUGUUGGCGUCACGGCUUGUGGUGUGGCCGGCAAUAUCGCGAGCUGGUUCGUCGUCAAUUCUUAUGGCCGCCGUAAGGUCUUCAUUUGCGGUAUGGCAGCCCUCACAACUCUGCUACUUCUGAUCGGCAUUAUGGACGUCAUACCAACUGGGCCAUCUAAAUGGGUACAAGCAUCCUGCACCGUCAUCUACGCCUUUGUCUACUUCAUGACCAUUGGUGCCAUGGCUUUCGUGUUGUUAGGUGAGACCUCCAGUAUGGGACUCCGAGCGCAUACCACCGCUCUCGCAACGGCCACGCAAUCUGUUCUUGGCGUGGCCGUGAACAUUGCUGUCCCGUACAUGGUCAAUCCUGACGAGGCAAAUCUGAAGGGAAAGGUCGGUUUCGUCUUUGGCGGUCUUGCUGCGAUAGCAACGUUCGGGUCCUGGUUGUACGUUCCGGAGCUCAAGGGGCGCACGAACCGCGAGAUCGACACACUGUUUACAGCUCGUGUACCACCGAGGAAGAUGGGUUCCUAUGAGCUCGACGAGACGAUCGCGUAA
Didymosphaeria variabile is the source of this 1569-nucleotide messenger RNA. RefSeq lists its product as uncharacterized. The coding region runs from base 1 to 1569 and encodes 522 amino acids. Gene Ontology annotation, biological process: transmembrane transport; carbohydrate transport. Gene Ontology annotation, cellular component: membrane. Gene Ontology annotation, molecular function: carbohydrate:proton symporter activity. Lineage: Eukaryota; Fungi; Ascomycota; Dothideomycetes; Pleosporales; Didymosphaeriaceae. The transcript has 2 exons. The record is from RefSeq and is a predicted model, not a curated record.